Messenger RNA from Lathyrus sativus (Indian pea), 1185 nucleotides. Lineage: Eukaryota; Viridiplantae; Streptophyta; Magnoliopsida; Fabales; Fabaceae. The record is from the annotation of a GenBank genome assembly.
AUGGCUGAUACUUCAACUUCAGCAACAACCCUCUUUUCUCCUUACAAGAUUGCAAACUUCAACUUAUCUCAUAGAGUGGUGUUGGCUCCGAUGACAAGAUGCAGAGCCUUGAAUGGAAUUCCAAAUGAUGCUCUUGCUGAAUAUUAUCGUCAAAGAUCAAGUUCAGGGGGACUUCUCAUCUCUGAAGGAACCAUCAUCUCUCCCUCUGCUCCUGGGUUUCCCCAUGUACCUGGAAUAUAUUCAGAGGAGCAAGUUGAGGCAUGGAGAAAUGUUGUGGAUGCUGUUCAUGCCAAAGGCGGCGUUAUCUUCUGCCAACUAUGGCAUGUUGGCCGCGCUUCUCAUUCCGUGUAUCAGCCUGGUGGUGCUGCGCCAGUUUCGUCCACGGCCAAACCUCUUUCGAAGAGGUGGACAGUUCUCAAGCCAGAUGGUUCCUUUGGCCCGUACUCGGAUCCUCGCGCACUUACCAUUUCUGAGAUACUAGAAAUCGUUGAACAUUAUCGCCAAUCAGCUAUUAAUGCAGUUCGAGCAGGUUUUGAUGGAAUUGAAAUUCACGGGGCACACGGUUAUCUGAUUGACCAAUUCUUGAAAGACGGGAUCAAUGAUCGAACAGAUAAAUACGGUGGAUCACUUGAGAAUCGAUGCAGAUUCUUAAUUCAGGUGGUUCGAGCCGUUGUUUCUGCUAUUGGAGUGGAAAGAGUUGGUGUAAGAAUUUCACCAGCAAUUGAUCACCUUGAUGCUAUUGAUUCUGAUCCAGUCGGAUUAGGCUUCGCAGUGAUUGAAAGACUAAACAGUCUGCAGAAAGAGCUUGGUAGAAAACUCGCCUAUCUCCAUGUAACUCAACCUCGAUAUACAGCUUAUGGCAAAACCGAGCAUGGUAGUAAAAAAGACCAAGACGGAGUUCAUUUGACAAGGAAACUGAGAAAAGCCUAUGAUGGAACAUUCAUGUGCAGUGGCGGAUUCAAUAGGAAGUUAGGAAUGGAAGAUGUAGCUCGAGGCGACGCUGAUUUGAUAUCGUUUGGUCGUCUUUUCAUCUCUAAUCCAGAUUUGGUCUUAAGGUUUAAGCUUAAUGCACCUCUAAAUAAGUAUAACAGGAAGACAUUUUACACACAGGAUCCUGUUAUAGGUUACACAGAUUAUCCUUUUCUCAGCAAAGGAAGCGGGAUCGAGCUAAAUGCGCGUCUGUGA